This is a messenger RNA of Bipolaris sorokiniana ND90Pr, 631 nucleotides long. RefSeq lists its product as uncharacterized. The record is from RefSeq and is a predicted model, not a curated record. The annotation marks the transcript as partial. Lineage: Eukaryota; Fungi; Ascomycota; Dothideomycetes; Pleosporales; Pleosporaceae. The transcript has a single exon.
AACGAUUACACGAUACAUACGCCAUCACCAUCUUACUUCCGCGUCCGAACAAAAAACAAAGAAAAAGUCCUUUAGCUUACGCCUUCGGAGAUUGGAGUCCGACCAGUUAGGCCUUCAUUACACGCUUUCUGCCCUACCACGCCUUUGAAGAAGAUCGUCAGAUACGAAAAGCUUACUCUGGUAUACGAGUCAUUCAGGCUGAGCCUUUGGGCCCCCACGCACACAUCGACAGCGAUCGAUCAUGAUCAAAGAUCGGGCACCCACGUUCGUCAUGGUUGGAGCCUUGUUGGCUAUUUUACCCAUCGGUCUCAGUAUACUUGCAGCAUGUCUACACAAAAGAUGGAGGGUAAGGCAGAGGAGGAAGAGAGAUGCGCUGGCUGUUAGUGGAGAGGGACUGGGGAGUGGAGACGCGGGGAAAGAAACGGCGGAAGGGGACAGGGUACCAGGCGGUGCGGCUAUGAUGGAGAAGGGACAGUGUUUUGAGGGGGAGCAACGAAGUAGUAGCCGCGAUCUGGUCCAUGAAUCGAGUACGGAGAUUAAAUAGAGUUUCCUAGGGCGAGCUUUGUUAAGCGGAGGGCGAAACAGGCCGAUGAAACGGCUUGCUUGAGUGAUUACAAUUAGAACUGGAUCG